CACUUCAAAUGUGAAAUCUGUGGUUAUGACCACUUUUGACGUUUUGCUGAUGUGUUUAUAAGUUCGUGUACACUUUUCAUCGAAAAAACAGAUUUUUGAUUGUGAAAAACAACUAGCAAUUUUCGCAAAAUGCCGCUUCGACUGGAUAUCAAGCGAAAAUUAACCGCCCGUUCUGAUAGGGUAAAAUGUGUAGAUCUACAUCCAACGGAGCCCUGGAUGUUAUGUUCGCUCUACAGUGGAGUGGUGAACCUUUUCAACCUUGACAAUCAGCAGCUGCUGAAAACCUUCGAAGUUUGCGACUUGCCAGUUCGAGCUUCCAAGUUUGUUCCUAGGAAGAACUGGAUAAUCACUGGUUCUGAUGAUAUGCAAAUCAGAGUGUUCAAUUAUAACACUCUGGAAAGGGUUCAUAAAUUUGAAGCUCAUUCUGAUUAUAUUCGAUGCAUUGUCAUACACCCGACACAGCCCUAUGUUCUGACGAGUAGUGAUGAUUUGUUCAUCAAACUAUGGAACUGGGAUAAGGCCUGGGCCUGUCAACAAAUAUUUGAGGGUCAUUCGCAUUACAUUAUGCAGAUUGCCAUAAAUCCGAAAGACAACAAUACAUUUGCCAGUGCAUCGCUGGAUCGAACAGUAAAAGUUUGGCAGUUAGGAUCCGCAACUGCAAAUUUCACUUUGGAAGGACACGAAAAAGGUGUAAAUUGCGUGGAUUACUAUCAUGGAGGUGAUAAGCCGUACAUCAUUUCCGGCGCUGAUGAUCGGCUAGUUAAGAUUUGGGAUUAUCAGAAUAAAACCUGUGUACAAACCUUGGAAGGACAUGGAGAAAAUGUUACCGCUGUCUGUUUUCAUCCUGAAUUACCUGUGGUUCUAACAGGCAGUGAAGAUGGUACUGUUCGGGUGUGGCAUGCGAAUACGCAUCGUUUGGAGAGCAGCUUAAACUAUGGCUUUGAAAGAGUGUGGGCAAUCACAUGCUUGAGGGGCUCCAACAAUGUGGCCAUAGGAUACGAUGAAGGAAGCAUUAUGGUGAAAGUAGGCAGAGAAGAACCAGCAGUCAGUAUGGAUGUUAAUGGAGGAAAAAUAAUAUGGGCUCGGCACUGCGAGUUGCAGCAGGCUAACUUGAAAGCCCUACCAGAAGGAGCUGAAAUCCGCGAUGGUGAAAAGCUUCCAGUAGCCACUAAAGAUAUGGGAGCGUGUGAAAUAUAUCCACAAUCAAUUCAACAUAAUCCUAACGGACGUUUUGUGGUUGUAUGUGGAGAUGGUGAAUAUAUUAUUUACACGGCAAUGGCUUUGAGAAAUAAAGCCUUUGGUAGCGCACAGGAGUUUGUUUGGGCUCAAGAUUCAAGUGAAUAUGCAAUAAGGGAAUCAGGUUCCACAAUUCGUAUUUUCAAAAAUUUCAAAGAAAAAAAGCAAUUUAAGUCAGAAUCGUCUGCUGAUGGUAUAUUUGGAGGCUAUUUGUUGGGAGUAAAAUCGGUGGCUGGACUUAGUUUUUAUGACUGGGAGUCUCUGGAGCUUGUAAGGCGCAUUGAGAUUCAUCCCAGAGCUGUUUAUUGGUCGGAUAGCGGAGCUUUGGUAUGUUUAGCCACUGAAGAUAGUUACUACAUAUUGUCUUUUGAUGGGGAGCAAGUGCAAAGGGCCAGAGAUAACAACGAAGUGGCUGAAGAUGGCAUCGAAUCUGCAUUUGAUGUUUUGGGCGAGAUUAAUGAGAGCGUCCGCACAGGAUUGUGGGUUGGCGAUUGCUUCAUCUAUACAAAUGCCGUAAAUAGAAUAAACUACUUUGUUGGUGGAGAAUUGGUUACGAUAGCGCAUUUAGACCGGCCUCUUUACGUAUUGGGUUAUAUUCCAAAAGAUGAUAGGCUUUACUUGGCCGACAAGGAAUUGGGAGUUGUUAGCUAUCAGCUUCUUCUAUCGGUUCUUGAAUAUCAAACCGCUGUAAUGCGUAAAGACUUUGCUACAGCCGAUCGAGUAUUGCCAUCCAUUCCUAAAGAACACCGAACGCGAGUGGCACAUUUUCUGGAAAAACAAGGGUUCAAACAACAAGCUUUGGCUGUUUCUUCAGAUCCGGACCAUAAAUUUGAACUGGCUAUCGCUUUAGAAGAUUUGAAUACUGCCAGAGUUCUCGCCGUUGAGGCAAACAACCAGCAAAAAUGGAGCCAACUAGGGGAAUUGGCUGCUAGUAACAAUAAUCUACAACUAGCCAAAGAGUGUAUGCAAAAAGCUCAAGACUACGGUGGUCUUCUUCUUCUAGCCACUAGUUCAGGAGACUUAGAUCUAGUCAAACAUUUAGCAGAUUUUACGUAUACCGAAGAGAAAUACAAUCUCUCAUUCUUAUCGUACUUAUUGGCCGGCGAUUUACAGAAAUGUUUGAGCAUUUUAAUAGAUACAGGACGGCUGCCAGAAGCCGCUUUCUUUGCCAGGUCAUAUAUGCCAGAUAAAAUCUCAGAGGUUGUCGAUCUUUGGAAGCAGAAACUGGCUCAAACGAAUGAAAAAGCUGCCCAGAGUUUGGCGGAUCCCAAGCAAUACGAAAAUCUAUUUCCAGGCUUGGCAGAAGCUGUAGCGGCCCAAAAAAUAUUUGAAAACAAAAAUUCAAUAGUUCCUGCCUCUCAGGCUCUAUCUGUGACUCCGAAUCACGAAAGAAACGUAAUCACAGAAUGUCAAUCGUCUUCUCUGGGUUUGGACACUGAUGCUGGAUUAUCGAAUGCACCAGAAAGCUCUAGUAACAUUAGCCAAAACAGACCUCCCGCACCUCAAAGCGAUGAUGAUGACGAUAUAGAUCUAGAUUUGGAUAGCGUCAACCUUGAUGAGAAUAUUGAUACCACGGAUAUAAACCUUGAUGAUGACCUUCUGAGCGAUUAAACAAGCUGCAAUUUUUAACAAUCAAUCUGUCUAGUAUUAUACACACUUUUAUAUUCUGUUCAUUCCUACGAAAUAAGAUUAAUUCUAUAGCCAGUUGUACCUUGUUUUAGAUGCUCUAAAUAGACUUCUGUGGUGCAAAGAUGGAAGCUUGUAAAAAUAUACAAUUAUGAAUAUUAUUUUAAAAUUCAAUUUAUUAAAAAAACGAAUUGUUUAAAGAGAGUAAACGUUGCCUUAAUAAAUUAUUUAAACGCA
Dendroctonus ponderosae (mountain pine beetle) is the source of this 3099-nucleotide messenger RNA. RefSeq names its product coatomer subunit beta' (gene beta'COP). Gene Ontology annotation, biological process: endoplasmic reticulum to Golgi vesicle-mediated transport; retrograde vesicle-mediated transport, Golgi to endoplasmic reticulum; intra-Golgi vesicle-mediated transport. Gene Ontology annotation, molecular function: structural molecule activity; protein binding. The record is from RefSeq and is a predicted model, not a curated record. Gene Ontology annotation, cellular component: COPI vesicle coat. The coding region runs from base 130 to 2847 and encodes 905 amino acids. Lineage: Eukaryota; Metazoa; Arthropoda; Insecta; Coleoptera; Curculionidae. The transcript is spliced from 16 exons.